CUGGAGUCACCGGGAGCUGCCGGGCAGAGUUCACUGGGGCGUACUGGGAGCUGUGAGCGCCGCGCUGGUGCAGCAUGGGGGGGAUGCUGGCACUGCCCCCGGGACAGGGACCCCACCAGGUGGGAUGCACGGAUGUGAUGGUGGGGCACAUGCGGCAGGGGCUCUUCCUGCGCCUGUUCUACCCGUGCCUGGCCCGGGCCGGGGCCGCGGAGCCGCUCUGGGUGCCCCGGCCCGAGUACUGCGGGGGCCUGGCCGAUGUCACCCUGGGUCGGCGCUGGUGCUCCGCCCUGCUCGGCAUGGCCAUCGGCUCCUGCAGAGUCCCGGUGAGCUGGAACGGGCCCCUCAAGCCCUGCAGCCGUGGGUACCCCCUGAUCAUCUUCUCCCACGGCCUGGGAACCUUUCGCACCUCGUACUCCUCCAUCUGCACGGAGCUGGCCUCCUGGGGCUUCGUGGUGGCAGCUCUGGAGCACAGGGACCACUCUGCUGCCACCACCUAUUUCUGCCCGGCAGAGGCUGGCACGGAGGAGUGGAUCCCCUUCCAGAGGGUGCCCCAGGGGCAGAAGGAGUAUUUCAGAAACAAGCAGGUUCACCAGAGGGCCCGGGAGUGCGUGCGGGCGCUGCGGCUGUUCCAGGGCAUCGCUGGUGGCAGAGCUGCCCCUGCCAUCCUCCCCCAGGACUGGGAUCUCUCUGUGCUGAAGGACAACCUUGAUCUGAGCAAGGUGGCCGUCAUGGGCCAUUCCUUCGGGGGCGUGACGGCGGUGCUGGCCUUGGUGAAGGAGCCCCACUUCAGGUGUGCCGUGGCUCUGGAUGCCUGGAUGUUCCCUCUGGAGAACCUGCUGUACCCAGAGGUGCCCAGCCCCGUGCUCUUCAUCAACACCGAGCACUUCCAGAGCCCCGAGAGCGCUGCCAAGAUGAGGAGUCUGAGCUCCAGGAACAGCCAGACGAGGAUUGUGACCGUGCUGGGGACCGUGCACGAGGGCCAGAGCGACCUUGCCUUCCUCCCUGGGAGGCUCUUCAGCCUCAUCUUCGGCAGGAGGGGCAGCCUGGACCCUCGCAGGGCUCUGACCGUCACCAGCCGGGCUGCUCUGGCCUUCCUGCAGAGACACCUGGAGCUGCAGGAGCAGUUUGGACAGUGGGACGAGCUCCUGGAAGGCGUUGGGGACUCGCUGGUGCCAGGUGUGCCCUUUGGCCGCUCUCACCUGUAGCUGCCCCCGGGCGCUGCAAAGUGGCUCCUGUGACCCGGAAUGGAGAGCCAGGAGGGGCAGAGGAGCCCUGAGGGCAGCGGGAGCUGGGGCAGUGCCAGGGAAGGUGCCAGCAGAGCCCUCCCUGCCCCUGCCCCUGUGCUGAGGGAAUAAAACCCCCAGGGAUAAAAACGGAGCUGGGUGUGCAGAGUGUAAACCACGGGGGUGGGUUGGGAAGGGCUUUAAAACCAUCCCCAGGUAAGGAAAAUCCUAUAAUUGUCCCACAAAGCCGUGCAGAUGGAAGGAAAAAAACCCUGCAGGAGGAAGGAAAGGGAAGGGGAAA
This is a messenger RNA of Melospiza georgiana, 1524 nucleotides long. It is a transcript of the gene PAFAH2, whose product is annotated as platelet activating factor acetylhydrolase 2. NCBI's taxonomy places the organism in Eukaryota, Metazoa, Chordata, Aves, Passeriformes, Passerellidae. The record is from RefSeq and is a predicted model, not a curated record. Gene Ontology annotation, molecular function: 1-alkyl-2-acetylglycerophosphocholine esterase activity.